AGCAUCCAGCUCAAGCGGGCCUACGAGGCGGCCACCCCCGGCGACGGCCGCAGGGUGCUGGUGGAUGCCCUGUGGCCUCGAGGCAUCAAGAAGGAGGCGCUGCCCCUGCAGACCUGGAGCAAGGGCGUGGCACCCAGCACGGAGCUUCGCAAGUGGUUUCACGCCCAUGCCGACGAGUGGCAGCAGUUCCGGCAGCGCUACUGGGUGGAGCUGGAGGCGGAGGCCUGGCAGCCGCUGGUAGAGGAUGCGCGCGGGGCAAAGCUGACUCUGGUUUACGGUGCCAAGGUCACACAGCACGACAAUGCGGUGGCACUGCAACAGUACCUGCAGCGCAAGCUGGCUGCGGCUGCG
Molecule: messenger RNA, 351 nt
Organism: Chlorella variabilis
Lineage: Eukaryota; Viridiplantae; Chlorophyta; Trebouxiophyceae; Chlorellales; Chlorellaceae
Exons: 3
Source: RefSeq, a predicted model, not a curated record